Macaca mulatta (Rhesus monkey) is the source of this 2287-nucleotide messenger RNA. It is a transcript of the gene DNAJC3, whose product is annotated as DnaJ heat shock protein family (Hsp40) member C3. Gene Ontology annotation, biological process: protein folding in endoplasmic reticulum. The record is from RefSeq and is marked provisional. NCBI's taxonomy places the organism in Eukaryota, Metazoa, Chordata, Mammalia, Primates, Cercopithecidae. Gene Ontology annotation, cellular component: endoplasmic reticulum. Gene Ontology annotation, molecular function: protein-folding chaperone binding; misfolded protein binding.
CUGAGCGAGAGCCGACCGGGGCGGGCGCAACUGCUGCCAGAGCGCCGGCGCGUGCUGGUGGGCCACACACUCUUCCUUCUCUUCACUUGCGAGCCCUCGGACAUGGUGGCCCCCGGCUCCGUGACCAGCCGGCUGGGCUCGGUGUUCCCCUUCCUGCUAGUCCUGGUGGAUCUGCAGUACGAAGGUGCCGAAUGUGGAGUAAAUGCAGAUGUUGAGAAACAUCUUGAAUUGGGCAAGAAAUUACUUGCAGCUGGACAGCUAGCUGAUGCUUUAUCUCAGUUUCAUGCUGCCGUAGAUGGUGACCCUGAUAACUAUAUUGCUUAUUAUCGGAGGGCUACUGUCUUUUUAGCUAUGGGUAAAUCAAAAGCUGCACUUCCUGAUUUAACUAAAGUGAUUCAAUUGAAGAUGGACUUCACUGCAGCAAGAUUACAGAGAGGUCACUUAUUACUCAAACAAGGAAAACUUGAUGAAGCAGAAGAUGAUUUUAAAAAAGUGCUCAAAUCUAAUCCAAGUGAAAAUGAAGAAAAGGAAGCGCAGUCUCAACUUAUAAAAUCUGAUGAAAUGCAGCGUUUGCGUUCGCAAGCACUUGAUGCUUUUGAAAGUGGAGAUUAUGCUGCUGCUAUAGCCUUCCUUGAUAAGAUUUUAGAGGUUUGUGUUUGGGAUGCAGAGCUACGGGAACUUCGAGCUGAAUGUUUUAUAAAAGAAGGAGAACCUAGGAAAGCUAUAAGUGACUUAAAAGCUGCAUCAAAGUUGAAGAAUGAUAAUACUGAGGCGUUUUAUAAAAUAAGCACACUGUACUACCAGCUAGGAGACCAUGAACUGUCCCUCAGUGAAGUUCGGGAAUGUCUUAAACUUGACCAGGACCAUAAAAGGUGUUUUGCACACUAUAAACAAGUAAAGAAACUUAAUAAGCUGAUUGAGUCAGCUGAAGAGCUCAUCAGAGACGGCAGAUACACAGAUGCUACCAGCAAAUAUGAAUCUGUCAUGAAAACAGAGCCAAGCAUUGCUGAGUAUACAAUUCGUUCAAAGGAGCGGAUUUGCCAUUGCUUUUCUAAGGACGAGAAGCCUGUUGAAGCUAUUAGGGUUUGUUCUGAAGUUUUACAGAUGGAACCCGACAAUGUGAACGCCCUGAAAGACCGAGCAGAGGCCUAUUUGAUAGAGGAAAUGUAUGAUGAAGCGAUUCAGGAUUAUGAAACUGCUCAGGAACACAAUGAAAAUGAUCAGCAGAUUCGAGAAGGUCUAGAGAAAGCACAAAGAUUAUUGAAACAGUCGCAGAAACGAGAUUAUUAUAAAAUCUUGGGAGUAAAAAGAAAUGCCAAAAAGCAAGAAAUCAUUAAAGCAUACCGAAAAUUAGCACUGCAGUGGCACCCAGAUAACUUCCAGAAUGAAGAAGAAAAGAAAAAAGCUGAGAAAAAGUUCAUUGACAUAGCAGCUGCUAAAGAAGUCCUCUCUGAUCCAGAAAUGAGAAAGAAGUUCGAUGACGGAGAAGAUCCCUUGGAUGCAGAGAGCCAGCAAGGAGGCGGCGGCAACCCUUUCCACAGAAGCUGGAACUCAUGGCAAGGCUUCAAUCCCUUCAGCUCAGGCGGACCGUUUCGAUUUAAAUUCCACUUCAAUUAAACCAACUGUUUUUCUGCUCUUCUUCCUUAAUUUUUUUAAAGAUUAAAAACAAAGAAAUCUUCCUCUGGGACCCUAAUGAAAAAAAAAUUCAAAUCUUUGUUUGUCCAUGACCAAAGAGUUGCUUUAAUAGGAAAAAAAUCUGUUCUUAUCCCUGUUAGAUUUAUGGUUAAUGGGUUUGCAACGGCAGGGAGGCAAGGAAUGGUUCUGUUUCUGACAGAGCAGCCUGCAUCUGUUUUAUGCUGUGUGGAGGAAGUGGUCUGAGGCAGGCUCACCUGUGGACGUGCUCACGUAUUCUGUAUUUUUCUACACUGGAGCUGAGAUUCUUCUCUUCACAGCCUUGCAGAGUAAGUCUGUGCCUACAAAUGUAAGAAGGAGCUGUAAUCUUCAUGAGAAUGGUUAGUAUUCUUAAAGAGAACAUGAACGUUUUUGAGCUGUGCUUCGAUGUGGUCUAGUCACUUGUGAGUAGCGUGAAAGCUUUAGUGUGCAUGUGUUUACACCUCUGUGGUCUGUCAACAUGGCUGUCACUGAAGGAGCAAGAGACCAUCUUUUAGGAACCCUGGCACCAAAUGGUAAUAUAUCCAGGCUUAGACUUUGGAUUAAUGUUAAAUGUACAUUUUUUUUUUUUUGGUUCAGUACCUGAAGAAUACUGAAACUUGAAUCUAUACAUUCC